AUGAAUGCGACGACCGCUUCGAAAGACAAGCAUGCACGGUCCGAGUCUGAGGAUUCGAAGGUGGAAAAACAGGACUCUAGGGAUGUGAAGUUACACGCCAUCUCGGUCGAUACGCACGACAUCUACGAUGGCGACGACUCGGCCGUUGAUCCCGUCUACCAGGCCAAGGCACGUAUACUCAACGAUGCCUUCCAAGAGAUCGGAAUGGGAAAGUACCAGUGGUACCUCUUCAUUGUAGCGGGUUUCGGGUGGUUCUCAGAUAACCUGUGGCCCAUCGUGACAGGCCUGAUCCUAGACCCUGUGGUAAACGAGUUCGCUUUCCAAGGACCGUACUUGAAGCUUGCACAAAAUAUUGGCCUCCUGGUCGGCGCGGCCUUCUGGGGCGUCGCCUCCGACGUCUGGGGACGCAAGUGGUGCUUCAACAUUACACUAUUUAUCACCGGUGUCUUCGCCGUCGCCGCAGGGGGCUCACCAAAUUUUAUCGCUCUUUGCUCCUUGGCGGCGGUAUGGAGCGUUGGUGUCGGCGGAAACCUGCCAGUCGACUCAGCUGUAUUCUUGGAAUUUAUCCCUGCUUCCCAUCAAUACCUGUUAACCGUUCUGUCAAUAUGGUGGGCGUUUGGACAGCUUGUUGGCAGCCUUGUCGCCUGGCCGCUCAUCGCCAACUUCUCCUGCGCAUCCGCGGCAAACUGCCCACGGUCGUCGAACCAAGGCUGGCGGUACUUCCUCUAUGCGAUGGGCGGGCUGAUGCUGCUCCUCUUCGUGCUCCGCUUCUUCGUCUUCCACAUGUACGAGUCGCCGAAGUACCUGAUGGGGCGCGGGCGUGAUGCCGAAGCAGUCGAAGUCGUGCACCGUGUCGCAGCAUAUAACGGGCGCGCCUCUACGCUCACGCUGGAGAUGCUGCAGGACGUGGAGACGCGGCUGGGCAAGGACGUCGUACCGGGCGAGGCAGCUUUCGAUACGAGCGCGAAGGCUGCGGUGUUGAGGAAGAUGCAGACGUUCGCGGGGAGCCACGUGAAGGGCUUGUUUGUCACCAAGAAGUUGGCGUACUCGACCACGCUGCUGAUUAUCGUUUGGGCUCUAAUAGGGCUGGCAUUCCCUCUCUACAACGGAUUCGUGACCUUCUUCCUCGCUACGCGAGGAGCUGACUUCGGGGACGGGUCCGUUUACAUCACCUACCGUAACCAAGUUAUUUUGAGCGUCAUUGGUGUACCCGGUGCUCUCCUUGCGGGAUGGAUGGUUGAGCUCCCCUACAUGGGACGAAAGGGCACCCUUGCAAUAUCAACGAUCAUCACCGGAGUGUUCUUGUUCGCAAGCACGACCUCACGAACGUCCAAUGCGCUACUGGGCUGGAACUGCGGUUUCACGUUCACGAGCAACGUGAUGUACGGCGUGCUCUAUGCGGUCUCCCCGGAGCUCUUCCCGACGAAGGAUCGCGGGACGGGCAAUGCUAUCGUCGCGUCUGCGAACCGCGUCUUCGGCAUCAUGGUGAGCCCCAAUACAUCAUCUUUCCUCUCGUCUACUCUCGCGCGAACUACAACAAUUAUCGCACUGAAGGCCAACCUAGCGACGUCGGUGCCCAUCUGGGUUUCCGGCGCACUCUUCCUUGUGGCGGGCUUUAUCUCACUAUUGCUGCCGUUCGAGCCGAGGGGAAGAGCAUCAAUCUGA
Messenger RNA from Trametes versicolor FP-101664 SS1, 1665 nucleotides. RefSeq names its product MFS general substrate transporter. The transcript has 13 exons. The record is from RefSeq and is a predicted model, not a curated record. Gene Ontology annotation, cellular component: membrane. Lineage: Eukaryota; Fungi; Basidiomycota; Agaricomycetes; Polyporales; Polyporaceae. Gene Ontology annotation, biological process: transmembrane transport. Bases 1 to 1665 code for a protein of 554 amino acids. Gene Ontology annotation, molecular function: transmembrane transporter activity.